Molecule: messenger RNA, 11580 nt
Organism: Physeter macrocephalus (sperm whale)
Lineage: Eukaryota; Metazoa; Chordata; Mammalia; Artiodactyla; Physeteridae
Gene: TNIK
Product: TRAF2 and NCK interacting kinase
Exons: 33
Coding region: 388-4470 (1360 amino acids)
Biological process (GO): protein phosphorylation
Molecular function (GO): ATP binding; protein kinase activity
Source: RefSeq, a predicted model, not a curated record
CACCCCCACCCCCCCAGCUGAGUGGAGGAGUUGAUGUGUCUCAUUAUAACAGCCAAUGCAGCCGCCAUCCACGCACAAGCAAAGAAGCAUGUCCCAUUUAAAUACACCCACGCAGCCCCAGCGCCCUUAGCUGCUCAGGGCGCGCAGCCCACACGCACCGCGACUCCGGGCUUGGAGAUCCGCGCAGGCUGGGCUCCCGGAGCCGGCGGACUGACGCGCGGAGGAUCGCGAUCAGGCGCUGUGGGGCCGGGGUGGGCGGGGGAGGCUGGGCCCCGGGCCUCUGGCGCGACACCCGCAUGAGGACGCGAGUGAAAUAGACCGAGGUGGAAUUUUCAACGGGGAAUCUUCGGGGUGGUUUUGGUCCAUUUCUCCUGCGAAGAAGUCGACAUGGCGAGCGACUCUCCGGCUCGCAGCCUGGAUGAAAUCGAUCUCUCGGCUUUGAGGGACCCUGCAGGGAUCUUUGAAUUGGUGGAACUUGUUGGCAAUGGAACAUAUGGACAAGUGUAUAAGGGUCGUCAUGUCAAAACGGGCCAGCUUGCAGCCAUCAAAGUUAUGGAUGUCACAGGGGAUGAAGAGGAAGAAAUCAAACAAGAAAUUAACAUGUUGAAGAAAUAUUCUCAUCACCGGAAUAUUGCUACAUACUAUGGUGCUUUUAUCAAAAAGAAUCCACCAGGCAUGGAUGACCAGCUUUGGUUGGUGAUGGAGUUUUGUGGUGCUGGCUCUGUCACUGACCUGAUCAAGAACACGAAGGGUAACACGUUGAAGGAAGAGUGGAUCGCGUACAUCUGCAGGGAGAUCUUACGAGGGCUGAGUCACCUGCACCAGCAUAAAGUGAUUCAUCGAGAUAUUAAAGGGCAAAAUGUCUUGCUGACUGAAAAUGCAGAAGUUAAACUAGUGGACUUUGGAGUCAGUGCCCAGCUCGAUCGAACAGUGGGCAGGAGAAAUACCUUCAUCGGGACGCCCUACUGGAUGGCUCCAGAAGUUAUUGCCUGUGACGAAAACCCAGAUGCCACAUAUGAUUUCAAGAGUGACUUGUGGUCUUUGGGAAUCACCGCCAUCGAGAUGGCAGAAGGUGCUCCCCCUCUGUGUGACAUGCACCCCAUGAGAGCCCUCUUUCUCAUCCCCCGGAACCCAGCGCCUCGGCUGAAGUCUAAGAAGUGGUCAAAAAAAUUCCAGUCCUUUAUUGAGAGCUGUUUGGUAAAGAAUCACAGCCAGCGACCAGCAACAGAACAACUGAUGAAGCAUCCAUUUAUACGAGACCAACCUAAUGAACGACAGGUCCGCAUUCAGCUCAAGGACCAUAUCGAUAGGACAAAGAAGAAGCGAGGAGAGAAAGAUGAGACGGAGUAUGAGUACAGCGGGAGUGAAGAAGAAGAGGAGGAGAAUGACUCAGGAGAGCCCAGCUCCAUUCUGAACCUGCCCGGCGAGUCGACGCUGCGGCGGGACUUUCUGAGGCUCCAGCUGGCCAACAAGGAGCGGUCUGAGGCCCUGCGGCGGCAGCAGCUGGAGCAGCAGCAGCGAGAGAACGAGGAGCACAAGCGGCAGCUGCUGGCCGAGCGUCAGAAGCGCAUCGAGGAGCAGAAAGAGCAGCGCCGGCGCCUGGAGGAGCAACAAAGGCGAGAGAAGGAGCUGCGGAAGCAGCAGGAGAGGGAACAGCGGCGGCACUACGAGGAGCAGGUGCGCCGGGAGGAGGAGAGGAGACGCGCGGAGCACGAGCAGGAGUACAUCAGGCGACAGUUAGAGGAGGAGCAGAGACAGUUAGAGAUCUUGCAGCAGCAGCUACUGCAUGAACAAGCUCUACUUCUGGAAUAUAAGCGCAAACAGUUGGAAGAACAGAGACAAGCAGAAAGACUACAGAGACAGCUAAAGCAAGAGAGAGACUACUUGGUUUCCCUUCAGCAUCAGCGGCAGGAGCAGAGGCCUGUGGAGAAGAAGCCACUGUACCAUUACAAAGAAGGGAUGAGUCCUAGUGAGAAACCAGCGUGGGCCAAGGAGGUAGAAGAACGGUCAAGGCUCAACCGGCAGAGUUCACCUGCCAUGCCUCACAAGGUUGCCAACAGGAUAUCAGACCCCAACCUGCCCCCACGGUCGGAGUCCUUCAGCAUCAGUGGGGUUCAGCCUGCUCGGACACCCCCCAUGCUCAGACCAGUAGAUCCCCAGAUCCCACAUCUGGUAGCUGUGAAAUCCCAGGGACCUGCCUUGACAGCCUCCCAGUCGGUGCACGAGCAGCCCACGAAGGGCCUCUCUGGGUUUCAGGAGGCUCUGAACGUGAGCUCUCACCGUGUGGAGAUGCCACGCCAGAACUCGGAUCCCACCUCUGAAAACCCGCCUCUCCCCACUCGCAUUGAGAAGUUUGACCGAAGCUCUUGGUUACGACAGGAAGAAGACAUUCCACCAAAGGUGCCUCAAAGAACAACUUCUAUAUCCCCAGCAUUAGCGAGAAAGAAUUCUCCUGGAAAUGGUAGUGCUCUGGGACCCAGACUAGGAUCUCAACCCAUCAGAGCAAGCAACCCUGACCUCCGGAGAACUGAGCCCGUCGUGGAGAGCCCCUUGCAGAGGACCAGCAGUGGCAGUUCCUCCAGCUCCAGCACCCCUAGCUCCCAGCCCAGCUCCCAAGGAGGCUCUCAACCUGGGUCACAAGCAGGAUCCAGCGAACGGACCAGGGUUCGAGCCAACAGUAAGUCGGAAGGAUCACCCGUGCUCCCCCAUGAGCCUUCCAAGGCGAAACCUGAAGAAUCCAGGGAAAUUACCCGACCUAGUCGACCGGCUAGCUAUAAGAAAGCUAUAGAUGAGGAUCUGACGGCAUUAGCCAAAGAAUUAAGAGAACUCCGGAUUGAAGAAACAAACCGCCCACUGAAGAAAGUGACGGAUUACUCCUCCUCGAGUGAGGAGUCGGAAAGCAGUGAUGAAGAGGAGGAAGAUGGAGAGAGCGAGACCCAGGACGGGACAGUGGCUGUCAGUGACAUACCCAGACUGAUACCCACAGGAGCCCCCGGGAGCGCUGAGCAGUACAAUGUGGGAAUGGUCGGCACGCGUGGGCUGGAGACCUCUCACGCAGACACUUUCAGCAGCAGUAUUUCAAGAGAAGGGACCUUGAUGAUAAGAGAAACGUCUGGAGAGAAGAAGCGAUCUGGCCAUAGUGACAGCAAUGGCUUCGCCGGCCACAUCAACCUCCCGGACCUGGUGCAGCAGAGCCAUUCCCCUGCGGGGACCCCCACUGAGGGCCUGGGGCGCGUCUCCACCCACCCCCAGGAGAUGGACUCUGGGACUGAAUAUGGUAUGGGGAGCAGCACCAAAGCCUCCUUCACCCCCUUUGUGGACCCCAGAGUGUACCAGACGUCUCCCACUGAGGAAGAUGAAGAGGAUGAGGAAUCAUCAGCUGCCGCUCUGUUUACUAGCGAACUUCUUAGGCAAGAACAGGCCAAACUAAAUGAAGCAAGAAAGAUUUCAGUGGUAAACGUAAACCCAACCAACAUUCGGCCUCAUAGCGACACACCAGAAAUCAGAAAAUACAAGAAGCGAUUCAACUCAGAAAUACUUUGUGCAGCUCUGUGGGGUGUAAACCUCCUGGUGGGAACUGAAAAUGGCCUGAUGCUUUUGGACCGAAGCGGGCAAGGCAAAGUUUAUAAUCUGAUCAACCGGAGGCGAUUUCAGCAGAUGGAUGUGCUAGAGGGACUGAAUGUCCUCGUGACGAUAUCAGGAAAGAAGAAUAAGCUACGAGUUUACUAUCUUUCAUGGUUAAGAAACAGAAUAUUACACAAUGACCCAGAAGUAGAAAAGAAACAAGGCUGGAUCACUGUUGGGGACUUGGAAGGCUGUAUACAUUACAAAGUUGUCAAAUAUGAAAGGAUCAAAUUCUUGGUGAUUGCCUUAAAGAAUGCUGUGGAGAUAUACGCUUGGGCUCCUAAACCAUAUCAUAAGUUCAUGGCAUUUAAGUCUUUUGCAGAUCUCCAGCACAAGCCACUGCUUGUUGAUCUCACAGUAGAAGAAGGUCAAAGAUUAAAGGUUAUUUUUGGUUCACACACUGGUUUCCAUGUAAUUGAUGUUGAUUCAGGAAACUCUUAUGAUAUCUACAUACCAUCUCAUAUUCAGGGCAAUAUUACUCCUCAUGCCAUUGUCAUCUUGCCUAAAACAGAUGGAAUGGAAAUGCUUGUUUGCUAUGAGGAUGAGGGGGUGUAUGUAAACACCUACGGCCGGAUAACUAAGGAUGUGGUGCUCCAAUGGGGAGAAAUGCCCACGUCUGUGGCCUACAUUCAUUCCAAUCAGAUAAUGGGCUGGGGCGAGAAAGCUAUUGAGAUCCGGUCAGUGGAAACAGGACAUUUGGAUGGAGUAUUUAUGCAUAAGCGAGCUCAAAGGUUAAAGUUUCUAUGUGAAAGAAAUGAUAAGGUAUUUUUUGCAUCCGUGCGAUCUGGAGGAAGUAGCCAAGUGUUUUUCAUGACCCUCAACAGAAAUUCCAUGAUGAACUGGUAACAGAAGAGCACUUGGCACUUAUCUUCAUGGCGUUAUUUCUAAUUUAAAAGAACAUAACUCAUGUGGACUUAUGCCAGUCUAGAGGCAGAAUCAGAAGGCUUGGUUGACCAUACCGCUUUACCCUUUUCCUCUCCCUCCACCCGUCCCAGUACAGUCCAUCUUUCAGUGUUGCAGCCUGGUUGAGAAGGAGAGAAAAAGGUGGCAGGAAUUUCCAGGAGAUCCCCAAGAAUGCUGCGUUGUCUGUGGACAAAGAUGGACCAUGUGCCCUUCGGAGUUAGGGAUAGAAACAAAUAUUGUGUGCUCUUAUGAUUAAGCUGUGUUCUGGUGGGUUUUUGAGUUUUAUUUUGUUUUGUUUUUUUACUUUUUUUCUUUACCCCUUUACUUUGUAAGAAUGGGGAAAGAAUGCAUACUGAGAAAAUGUCUGUUUUUAAUUGUCUGCCUGCUAGCUUUAAGUAUACAAUGUGUUGUAAAAUUUCCAAUUUCGAAUGGUGAGAGACAGCACAAUAAAUGUACCUUAUCUCUUUACACUGAAGGCCAUAACUACAUAGUGGGGUAAUUGUAGAGCUCUUUUGCCUUCACGAACCCAAAAGGUUGCUUUUUGAUAGCAACUGCUAAUGGAUUUUAAAAGAGAAGAAAAAUACUAGUUUUCCCCUCUUUUGGGAAAUAGAUUUUAAAUGGCUAAACUACUAGCCUUAGACUAAUAAAAUCAACUACCAUUUUUGUGAGUCUGGCAGGCCCUCUUUUAUAUGGCCCUGUACAGAACAGAGUGUAUUGAAUGGGAUAGUAGUGCCAUUGAGUUGAGUUGGCUCUAGUGAAUGAGAGACUCUAUAAUACAACAUUGCCUCAGCGAUUAUGCAACAGAUCAGGGCAAAAGAUGGGAUGACAGAGGGGGUCAGACAGAAAGAGCUUCUGGAAACAAGCUAAAAAUGUAUAUACACACACACACACACACACACACACACUUUUUUUUCUUCCAAAUGCACAAAACUUCCCAGCUAAGAGGUCACUCUGUUCGGGCUUCUUUAGGAGUUAAGCCUUUGUUCUUUCUGGGAAUUGGAGAAUAAAUAAGAUCCAGGCUCUGGUCGUUCCCAGCUUUCUCCUGAGGGUGCCACUUUCCCAAGAUGAAAACUGUGACUGAAAAAAUAAUAAUAAUAAAUGUUUCUGAGCUGCCUGUGUUCUCUCUGGGUUGGUGAGAGAAGGGACUAGACUACUAAGCCUGCCUGAGACCCAGCGGGCAUCAUUGGUUCAGAUGUUAUAGAACUUGAAAGCAAGGCUUUGGCCAAAAUUCUGAGACCCUAAUCAUUUUACCUUCCUCCAAAUUACCCAACAUACGGUAAACAACAUUUGUGCAGAAUAUGUAUGUAUUUCGUUCAGGUUGACUUGUGUCCUUAUAGACUCUUACGCAGAUGAUUUGAACUUUUACGUGACUGUCUGGGAUUUUUUUUCCAAAGCUACCAGCAUGGCCGCCUGCGGUAUCAAGGUGUUGCAAAACGAUAUCUGUGUUGCGCUUCCUGUUUUAACCUACCUCGUUUCGUUUGUUUUGUUUCACUGUUCAUCACAGCAGUGUUAUCUCCAGGAGACAUAUAGAGAGCUCAACUGGCAAUCUCAGGUGCACUUAAUAUUUUAAAAUAAAACAGUAGUUGACCAAAUUGUUCCUCCUGAAAAAUUGAAAAAAAAAAAAAUCCAACAACAACAAAACUAAUGUGGCUUGUUUCUGGAGAAAACAAUUACGCUAAACAGAUCCAAAAAAAAAAAUCUAUGAUCCUACUGAUUUUGCCUAAAUACAUGAGCAGCUGAUGUACUAUUAAUGAGAACGAAAUACACAUUAGGAAAACGGCACCAUUUCAAUCUGGUGGCUUGGGCGAGGGGGGGCGGGGAAGGGGAAAUAUUCUAGUCCUGUUAUAGAUGAUUCUGCCCCUCCUGUAAAGGUGGUUGUCAUUUGCAUUUAUUUUAAGCAGGUAGCACAGGAAUGGAAUUGAGGAUUAUCUUCAGGCGAUCACCAAGAUGUCCUCAUUGUGGCCCCUUUAGUGCUCAAAAGCAAUGAUAUCCUCCCGUUCUCAUUUUUACUGCUAAGGUUCUGCUGCUGAACAAUAUUAUCUUCACAAAUUCCGUGCAACAAAUUCAGCAAUAACGUUUUGGAUUGAAUUUAGCAACUACUGUAAUUGGAUGCUGACGUGGGCAAGAUAUAUUGAUUUGGGUCUCAUCCCCGCAUGUGAUUGCCACCAGCUCUUUAUAUUGCUGCUGUGGUAUUUUAAACCAGAAGCUUCUUUAAAUUAUGUUGCAAACUGAUCUUUGUUUUUAUGUUUUGUUUUGUUUUUAUUUCUAAGUGGUAAGUUCAAAACACACAGCUUUAAAUGAUUUUUUUAUUGUGGGAUUUUGGGUACAGUUAAGAAAUAAAAGGGAAUCAUUGUGUUUAAACAUAAGGUAGUUUGUGAAUGUAUUUUUUAAAGCCUAGAUUCAUUGAAACAAAAAAUCAUAAGAGAACAAUAUUAAUGCAGUCUUGUUUACAGUAUGUACAGUGACAUAACAUAGAACAUGAGCUUUUCUGGUGCCAACAACAAUAAAACACAGACGUUAAACAUCAAGCCAUGCCUUUUAUAUUUUUGUACAAAUAUCUUACACAGAGUACAAGGCAAAACCAAAUUUAAAAAGGGCCCCCCACAAAUCUGUGCUCCUUAAAAGAUUUCUAAAGAAUUCUUUGAAGCUUUUAUCUCCAAAAAUACAUUUCCUCCAUCAGGACUGGCCCUAGCCCUGAAAUACUGAGGCCUAGGUCAUGCAGAAUAUUUCAGAAUAACUAUUCUUGGGCCCAUAACAAUUCCCAACUUUUUGGUUUGCUUUAAUUCUUUAUUCUUUUUUUGGGGGGGGCAGGGGUGAGGGGGUGGUUGUGCUUUUCAUCCCUCUUAAUAUCAUCUUAAAAAUAAAAUGAGCCAGUUCUAGAGAUAAAAUCCCCAGCAGGAAAAACUAAAACUAAAAACUGAAACUAGUUUCAAGACCAAAGAAAUUUUUAUUAAGAUUUCUAUACAAAGAGAAACUGAGACCUCCCUCCCCCAAAGUAAGUUUCUCUAGAUCUUUUCUGUCUUUGCUACUCUCAGUUGAUAAUCAUGCAGUAAGAUCCACGGCAGCUGCUCACACCAUCGUCGUGGGCCGGGGUCUGUCAGGCGACUAUCGUUGCUGAGUGCCAGUCCGGGACGCUAGAGAAGAUUCCUCCAUACAGUGGUUAAUGGGAACAGCGGACCUGUAAGAUCCCUUCAGAUGGGGAGAGUACUCUCUCUCCAUGCCAAUUACAUUCAGACCAUUGUCCUUGCACACAAUAUAAGUGAAGACAGCUUGCACUAAGUGCCACAUAAAAUCUAAUGACUCUAUUUAGAUAUCAUUUUUCUUGAAGACUUUCGAACAGGGCUUCCAGAAGACUUGGAGCUACUUCAACAGUAUAGGUUAAGGCGCAGAUGACAUCCCACAAGGCCACUCAAACAGGGACUCCAUUUUUCUAACACUUUGACACAGCUUUCCAAGACAUGCUUCUUACACACGUUGCAUCAAGUACACAUUUUUUAAAAGCAUCUUAAUUCCUGGUUGUCAAGACCUACUAACAGUUUUCUGUCUGCUCUUGUGACUUAUUGGUAAUUGGUGUCUCUGGUCCCUCCUGUGCAGUAGAUUAGAAAGAGAUGUGAAAUUCAGGCCGGAGCCAUUUUGGUUUUGUCCAUUGCCAGACAAGAAACGGCUGAAGUCUGACCUCACAUUCCAUGAAGUUAAAAAAAAAAAAAAAAAUGUUUUCCCUACUAGUAUGUGUCCCACUUGCUGUCACUGUAUCCUUGAAAUGUUGAAGAGCUAUUUGUGUUAAUAGUGUGUGCUGUCUUUGAAAGUCUGCUUGAACAGGCAUCACUUGCAUUUGUGCUGACUGCUUUAAGGUAUAAGAUAUGCUACAUUAUUUUUAAGAAAGAAGAUGCAGUUACUGGUCAAACUUUUUUAACCUUCCGGAGGAAAAUAGGAGAAUAUCCAUAACAUGCUCAUGGCAAUUCUGAAUGACCCUGCCAUGCUCCCAACGUUUCCAAAUCUCCUGAUUCUAUGUUCUGACCAUCUCAACAGUUUCUGUGAAUUAUUAGUUACCUUUUAGUUCAUCCCGCAAAAUUUUAAAUCUAACUAUAUCAAAGAAUAACAAACAAAUUCAAAGCUGGCUUCCCUGAGACUAUACAGUUACAAAAUAAAAUCCAAAAAUCUAAAUUUGAUUUCAUUUACCUGCCAGCAUUUCUCAUAAAUACCAUUACAUUUUGGCCUUGAUCAGGAUUGCAAUAUCAAGAACCUUAAAAUGUGCUACUCUCCUUUUAUGGGUCCCAAAAUGGGUAUAAACUGAUCUUCUUUCAGAAGCUCCAGCAAAAAAGAAAACCUCCCGAGAGUUUGCAAGUUCAAAACUGACCAUUUGUACAUGUCUACCAAAUAUUUUCUAGUGUUGUUUGAUUUGCAUACUGUAUCAUUGUUCUGGGACUUUUUCCAUAGACAAUUAGAAUAUUCAACAAUUUGCAUAGCAUCAAACAGUAUGAGACCAUAACUCUCUGCUUUGAACUUCAUUCUUCUAGGGCUGUCAUUCCAGAAAAUGCCAGAAUGCACCAAAAUGAAACGCAUAAAAGCAUUUUAAAAGCAAAAAUCCCUGGAUAAGUUUUGAGAUAUUCUAAAUUCAAACCAAAAUCUUUGACUCUGUCCAUGAUGCCAAACAUUUGGAUGAAGACUAGAAAAUACAGUUUAAAAUAGAAAUGUUCUAAAGUUUCCAGAUUUUUGCUUUGUGUAGAUAUAUUCAAACUAACUCAACUCCUUGCAUGGUAGGGUUUGGUUUUGAUGGUUUGUUUUUAUCACACUAAAUUGCAUUGCACAGUUGAGGCUGGGCAAAUCCUGGAGGAAAGGUGAGUUUUCAUUUCCAGCAAUGGAUCAUGGUUUGUCCAUAGCAAAUAUCCAUGCCCCAGCUGCCUCUUCCUCCUAUCUCUUCCCCUGGGGUUAGUAUUAAGGAAUAGUAAUUCUGUAUUAUGGUUUAUUUAAAAACCUCAGACAUCACCCUGAAUCAGAAUUUCAAGUGUUAGGUGACAGCAAGAAAUAAAUCUGCAGCAGGAAAAAACAAAAAAGGAUGACAGCUUGGAUGAAGUUUAAAAUUGGAUGUUGUGAAACUAUUUUUGUGCACUCUAGCUAUCUUUUUUACAAUGUUAACAUAACUGUAGAAAUGCCAAAUUUAUAAUAUUGGAAGGGAAAACUAUCAUUUCGCUGUGCCUACAAGUGUUUACAUUGUUUAAAUCUCCAGUUUUCUAAAGUGUUUUAAAUUGUCAAAAACGUGCUGAAACUGGGUAAGUCUCACCUGUGUCAGGGUAUAAAAGAAGAAAAUCUUGGCAUAUUUUCUAGUCUGAACCUUUUGGUUACUUUCAAGUAUUUUUUUUUUCCCUGCAUUCAAAAAGCCUUCAGUUACUGUUGUCUAAGUUUGUUCCAAGCUGUAGUUAGAAAUGAUUUGAUAGGUUCUAAGCCGGGGUUUUCCCAUACUGUGACUGCCACACCUUGGAAUAUACUAUUUUAUGUUAUCUCUAUCAAAAUGUGAAAAAUAAAAUAUUGAUAGUAGUAGGACGCCUGCUUGUUCUUCAUUGCCACUUCCAGACUAUUAUCCCUUCUUCCUCCUCAACACUUCAAUGCUUUGAAGCUCUUGCCACCAGCCUAUAAGUUCUCCAGUUACCUUCGGUCACUCCCCCUCUUUGCUUCCGUAUCUUGGCUCUUAGCUCACUGUCACCAUCUCCAACACCUCCCUUGAUUAAUUCUUGGUGAUUUCAAGAACCACUUAGAGAAUCCCUGGCUUCUCAGUUUCCUGAUCUUGAACAGUGAAACUUACCAUUACCAAUUACCUCACCACCUCCUAAACUGGUAGCAGGCAAUUCUUCCCAUUUGCUCUAGGUGGAUCUCAUCCAUUGUCACCAAAUAAAGGUCAUCACCCCCCAAAAUCUUCUGUGUCACCAGCUUUACUCAUUCUAUUGGAGGGCUGUACUGCAUUCAUGCUGCAAUCUCUUGUGUUAUAAACACCCUGGGCCCCACUACCAUCCCUAACUGCCAUCUUACUUAUCUGUUCCCCUUCACACACAAAAAAAAACAAAUCAGCUUUUUAUCCUCACCACAAGCAGCUCUUGCUAAGGACACAAGUUAUAUCCACACUGUCAAAUGCAAUGGCCAGGGCUCUGACUUCGUGCCGUUUAACUUACCUGCAGUCUUUAACACAGGUAAUAAUAACUCCUUCCUUCUUGAAGUAUUGAAUAGUUUCUCAGCUCUGGGACAUCCUCUCAUGUUCUCUCUCCUCUCUGACCAUUCCUUAUUGGUCUCCUUUGCUGAAUUCCUAGAGUGCCCAGCACUGGACAUCCCCUUUCUAAGUGAUCUCUUCUAGUCUUGGGGCUUGAAAAACCAUCAUAUUUUUAUCAAUACUCAUAUUUUUAUCCCCAGCCCUAAUCUCUUUUCUGAAAGCCCGAUUUAUAUGUCUAAAACUACUUACUUGGCAUCUUCAUUGGAUACAUAAUUGACAUCUCAAACUCAACAUAUUUAUAAAUUUAUUUUAUUUUUAUUUAUUUUUGGCUGAGGUGGGUCUUUGUUGCAGUGCGUGGGCUUCUCAUUGCGGUGGUUUUUGCUGCAGAGCACGGGCUCUAGAGCGCAGGCUCAGUAGUUGUGGCCCACGGGCCUAGUUGCUCCACGGCAUGUGGGAUCUUCCCGGACCAGGGCUUGAACCCGUGUCCCCAGCAUUGGCAGGGAGAUUCUUAACCACUGCGCCACCAGGGAAGUCCAAACUCAACAUAUUUAAAACUACACUAAUUUGCACCCCACCUACAGAUCUACUCCCAUAUUACAGUCUUCUCUAUGUCAGUAAAUGGCAACUUUGUUCCUCCCGACCAGAAGAGAAGAUCUUAUCAUUUCCCUUCAUUUUUCUCUUUCACAUACCGCAUGCAAUCCAUUAAAAACAAAACACCUGGGCUUCCCUGGUGGCGCAGUGGUUGAGAGUCCGCCUGCCGAUGCAGGGUACACGGGUUCGUGCCCCGGUCCGGGAAGAUCCCACAUGCCGCGGAGCGGCUGGGCCCGUGAGCCAUGGCCGCUGAGCCUGCGCGU